AUGGAACCGGCGCUGGGCCCGGAAUUCGAGGAUUCCCUGUUCGCGCCCAGCCGGGAGCGGCGGGAGGGCGGCGGGGACGGGGCUGCGUGCGGGGCCCGGCACUGCGAGCCCGGCUGGUUCCAAAGCGCGGCUGACGCCGGGGAAGGCGCCGGCGGGAUCACGAGCAGCAAGUUCCGGGCGGACUGGGCGUUCCGGCAGCGGGACUUCGAGAAAGCCCUGUGUGAAUACUCAGACUGCCUGCUACUCUUACCUGCCAGCAACAUUGCAAUGAGGCGUGAUGUCCAGGAGGGCCAGGCUCGCUGUUUAUCUCGCCUGGGGAGGCACAAGGAGGCUCUGGAUAUUGCAGAAAAAAUGAGAAACAGCGCCACUAACACAGAUCACUUAACGACGGUUCUCAGCCUGCAGUUUUCCAUUUACCAGGGGCUGGAAAAUGUAGAAAAAAAGAUGAUGUGUCUGCAGCAACUGAUCUGCUUACAUCCUUUCAAUCCCUGGUUCUGGAAGUUACUUGCUGAAGCUUAUAUGAGCCUUCUACGGAAUUUGUCUCCAUUGGUCAUUCCAGAAGCAAAUCUAAAUCGGUCUGAAGAGGUUUGUGUGAGUAAUAGCAGUUUCCAAACAUCGACUGGCAGAGAGAUUAAUCUGCAGCCUCACAGACCAGAGGGCCAGAAGGAAGGCCCUUGCUUCAGCCCUGCUGCAGAAACAAAGGGGGAGAAUGCAGUGACUUUUCCCAGCAGCCAAGUAGUGAAAGAAUUCCUCUGCACUUCAGGAGAACUGGAACGGAUGGAUAAAGAGAAAUGUGCAGGCUCCAAGGCCUGGAAGCAGAGCAUGUUAAAGAAAGUUGGGAUAAAAGCAUGUGCCUCGUUUAUCAGAGCAAGGCUUUUACUUCAGCUUACCCAGUCACAACAGUUGUCCUUUGUGCUAGAGAAUAACAGAAAAUGUCAGAAAGAAAUUGAUGACAAGGUGGCUCUACUUGGUUUUGAUGAAAACUCCUUGCUGUUGAUGACCAAAGCUAUGGGACAAGAUCUUAUACCAGAAAAACUAAAAGAGGAGUUUCAGGGUGAGGUAAAAUGCAUAGGCCCUUCAGCACUGUCAUCACUGGUAACUGCUUCAGUCAUGGAAUUUGAAGUCAAAUGGUUUGGUAAUCUCCAAGAUGAUUUAUGUCACUUUGAUGGACAAUUUUAUUCAGAUAUUUAUCUCCCACCUUUAGUAACAUAGACAUUUUGUUGUAUUUAUUCUUGUAUCUCCAAAUUAUUAUGGCAUGAUACAUGCAAUAAAGUUAAUUUUACAUUUUUUAAGAAUUCUUACUGUAUUUUAAGAGUAGAUAUAAAUCCCUGUAUUUAAACUCUUAAUCUUGCAUCCUUUUCUUUGUUCAUUGAUUUGUUUGUAUUUAAAAUUAUAAGGAACACAGUGUAAAAUCAAGCUUUCAGCUU
Messenger RNA from Camarhynchus parvulus, 1427 nucleotides. RefSeq names its product chromosome 2 C8orf76 homolog (gene C2H8orf76). NCBI's taxonomy places the organism in Eukaryota, Metazoa, Chordata, Aves, Passeriformes, Thraupidae. Gene Ontology annotation, molecular function: protein binding. The transcript has 6 exons. Bases 1 to 1212 code for a protein of 403 amino acids. The record is from RefSeq and is a predicted model, not a curated record.